Molecule: messenger RNA, 4846 nt
Organism: Austrofundulus limnaeus
Lineage: Eukaryota; Metazoa; Chordata; Actinopteri; Cyprinodontiformes; Rivulidae
Gene: rab11fip2
Product: RAB11 family interacting protein 2 (class I)
Exons: 6
Coding region: 390-1781 (463 amino acids)
Biological process (GO): regulated exocytosis
Cellular component (GO): phagocytic cup; endosome
Molecular function (GO): small GTPase binding
Source: RefSeq, a predicted model, not a curated record
GUAACCUCUCCGCUGUCCGACGCUCACAGAGCCGCUGAAACACAACAAGCGGUCCAACAAACACUUUCUGGCGUCUCGGCUGCUCAGAGUUUGCCGUGAAUGUGUUUCUGGCGGCCGUCUGUGCCGAGCUGAGGCGCUGAACCACCGCAUGCUGUGGAAAUAACAUGACUCUGAGAUGACUCAGCGCUGGCUUGGACAUCUGUGAUCCGGCUGAAGAUGAACGAGGCGCGCUCCGCUCGUCAGACCCGCCGCUGCCCGUCGUCACAGCAACCCACCGCCCCGGCRCAGUGAAUCAUGGUCGUCGCGCCUCGUGUUCGCUGAAGUAAACUACCCGAGACACAAACGAUAAAUCGGGCCGUGGAUGGGUUUUGUUGAAAACGGUGCCAAGCAUGUCCCUGGGCGAGCAGUCUCACAAAUGGUUUCCCACCCAUGUCCAAGCCACCGUCCUGCAGGCCACCGGGUUACAACCCAAAGGCAAAAACGGCACCAACGACACCUACACCAUCAUCCAGCUGGGCAAGGAGAAGUACUCCACGUCGGUGGCGGAGAAGACGGCCAACCCCGUCUGGAGAGAGGAGGCCUCGUUUGAGCUGCCGGGCCUUCUUCUGGAGGGGAACCCUGAGGUGUACGAGCUCUGCCUCACCGUCAUGCACCGCUCCUUAGUCGGGAUGGACAAGUUCCUGGGUCAGAAGUCCAUCAACCUGAAUGAAAUCUUUGUUAAUAAGGAGAGGAAGAAAACUGACUGGUACGCGCUGGAGUCCAAGCCGGGGAAGAAGAAGAAGGAGCGUGGUCGCCUGCAGGUCAGCGUUCAGUUCAUGAGGAACAACAUGACGGCCAGCAUGUUCGACCUGUCCAUGAAGGAGAAGCCCCUCUCACCCUUCUCCAAACUCAAGCACAAGAUGAAGGGGCGCCGGGCCGACAGCGGUGCCACAGACGCCUCGUCCGCCAUCUUGCCCCGCUCCGCCGCCUGCGACUCGGACCCCGCCCGGCCUCCUCCGGAGUCGCGGCCGAAGCCGGAGGCGAAGGUGAAGAGGCCGCUGCUGUCCGGGGCCCAUAAACUGUCCGCCGCCCACUCCAUGUCGGAUCUGAUCGGGUCCAACGCUCGACCCAAACUGGACUCCUCAGAGGAGAGCGCAGGACCUGCCGGCCCCCACCGGCGUUCCCAGAGCGAGGUGCCGGGGUUCGGGGACGUUGAGGGCCAGGCUGACCCUUUCACCAACGUCAGCGCCGCCCUGCCACAGAAGUAUGCCACGCUCCCACUCAACCGCAACCCGUUCGAGGGGGAGGCGGGCCAGCCGUGGGAGCGGGCGGAGCGCGUGGGCGGGAAGAAGGACAAGGUCAGCCUGCUGGAGCGCGUGACGGGGAAGAAGGAGGGCCGCAGGACCGGGGCCCGCUCCGGCAGCUCUGGAGACCUGCGGUCCCCCAACCCUUUCAGCGGCGACCCACAGGCCAACACCAACCCCUUUAGCUCCGCCUACAAAGCCAGUGACAAAAAGCAAACAGGAAGUGACAUCAUUGGCUCAAAGAAGAAGAAGGACAUCUUUGGCAAGAAACCCGAUGUGAUCCAGGAGAGCGUGGCCAACUACAGCAACUUGACCUUCGAGGAAGUUGUUCAAGAACUCAUCAAGCAGAAGGAGGUGGUGAGGAAGAAGGACGCCCACAUCAAGGAGCUGGAGGACUACAUCGAUAACCUGCUCGUUCGUGUGAUGGAGGAGACGCCAAGCAUUCUACGGACCCCCUAUGAGCCAAAAAAGAAGGCGGGUAAACUUUCUAAAAAGUAGAAUAAAAAAAAAAACAACAAAAACACUGGAAGGAACGUUACUGUUGAAGAUCAUUCAUGUAUUAUGUGGGUGAAGCUAUGGGUAAAAAUGGACCCAUCAGGUUUGAGGUGUUAAAUUUUUUAUUUAGUUGGAAUGGUUUUUAUGGACUUUUUUGAAACGAUUUGGUUUUUCAAGUCAUCCAGGUUUAUUACAUUUAAGUUGUUGAAGUUUAUUACAAUCAGGUGGUUUCUUUACUGUUGUAUUAUACAUAGUAAUUUCAAACAAAUCAUGCUGGUUUAUUACAGCUUUAUUACAGUUGGGUAAAGGUUAAAUGAAUCUUAGUCCUGCUGGUUUAUUACAGUUGAAUCAAACAGUUAUUACAGGUUUAUUACAGUCGAGUCACGGGUUUAUUAGUCGAGUCAUACAGAUUUAUUACAGGUGUAUUACAGUCGAUUCAUAGUUAUUACGGGUGAGUUAUACAGGUUUAUUACAGGUGUAUUACAGUCGGCUCAUCCAGUUAUUACAGGUGAUUCAUACAAGUUUAUUACAGUUGAGGUAAAGGUUUAAUGAAUCUUAGACAUGCUGGUUUAUUACAGUUGAGUCAAACAGUUAUUACAGGUUUAUUACAGUUUUCUACAUUUCAGUCACACAAUUCCUCAUUUUUCUGUUUUAUGGUACUUAAACAAAUUAUUUUUUUAAAAGUAAUUGUUUUAUAAGGCUCGUGUUGAGCUGCACUUCCUGUACACCGUUAGGAAAUGUUUCCAAAUUUAUGUUUACGGUUCUGUGUGAUUUGCUUAAACCUUGAUGAGAAGAAGCUGUAGUUCCAGUGUUUACAAUCAAAGUCUUACUGAUUUAACAGAUUUAAUUUAGUUUUUUUUUCUCUUUAAUGAGGAGGAAUUCAGUCUGGAUGGUUCAGUUUCCCACACUAACAGUCUGGGAGUCACUUUUUUCCAAGAACAAAUGUUUGUUCAUUAUGUUUUGUAUUUAUUUUAUUUGGGAUGGCUGGUAGUUUUUCUUUUUUUGGACCAAGGGUCUCUCACUAGAGGUGAUAAUUUACUGACUUAAAGUGCAAUAUAAUCAUUGCUCAGACAAGCUCUACACAUGUUUACAUUUGAGUUCUUAUCCUGGAGUUAAACUCGUCUCAGUAUUGAUCCGAUCGAUGGGACUUUAUCUGAUUGUAUAAACGGUACCAGGCAACAAGCGGUGAAAUGCUGCACAUGUUUGUAUUUAUGCUGCACAGUUUUUAUUAUUUAUAAGUGUUUAUUAACCCACGUGAACUCUACUUUUAUUGUUUUACAGUACUCUAAACCACUUUUGUGUUUCAACACCUGUUGGUGCAAAAUCUACAGAAACUGACCAACUUGUUCAGAGCAAACCCAGAAUGGAAAACCUGGAAAACCUGGAAAACCUGGAAACAGCCCUUUAAAACCCAGAGUUUUUCCUCUCAUCAAUGACAUCUACUUUUCAAAGUCAUAGAUAUAAAAUCAGCGGUUUAAUGGUUGUUUUGGACAUUUUGAAGUGGGGUUUCUGUGGAAAGCUCAUGAAUAUCUGCUUCAAGCAGGACAAGUUGAUUUCUGACGGGACUGAUGAGCUCAUGGCUAGUCGAAAUGGAUCACUGCUGUCUUGAAACUAAAGCUACUAACUUUCAGUUCUUCACACGAACGUGAUUUUUAAAACAUUUGCACUGCUGUCGUUUUAAAAGCUUCUCUACACAAAAAUGUGGUUGCAGUUAGCAACAGCAGCAGCUAGCUGCUGCUGUUGCUAACUGCAACCACAUUUUUGUGUAGUUAGCAACAGCAGCAGCUGUUGUUGUUGCUGCUGUUGCUAACUACACAAAAAUGAGGUUGCAGUUAGCAACAGCAACAGCAGCAGCUAGCUGUAGCACCUCCUGCAAGAGUCAGUUUUUCUGUUAGAAAGAAACAGUUGGUAUAAAAGUUAUGGAACGUGAUGUUUUUUUUUUUUUUUUUUUGAUAAACAUGAAUAAAAAUUUACUUUCAAUAAAAUUCAUGUAAAAUAUUUUUAAUUUCUUUUUGUCUGAUGCCUUUCCUGAACCAACCUGGGCUCAAAUCUGUGGCCUCAGGAUGAUGAGUUGGAGGGACUGACCACUGAACCACCGCGUACUCUUCUUCUUGCAGUCAUAAAGUAAAUAAAACAAAAAUACGUUUAACGAACGUCCAUUUUGAUGUUAAAAAAAACAACAAUUUCAAGAAAAAGUGACAUUUUACCAGCGCUCACAUAAACCGCCGUGAAAUUUAUAAAAGUUCAGAUCCUGCUCACACUAGCCUUUUGCUCAUCAGUCCUGUCAGAAUUCAACGGUUCCACGUGUCACCCCUUAAAAAUGUCCCAAAUUUCCCUUUAAGAAGCAGAAUUUUCCUGUUUUCUUGUAAAUCCUCAGAUAUUUAGUUUUCCUUUUCGUCGGUCGUGUUAAAGACUCAAACAGAGGAAGGUGAGCUCGUCUUUACGCCUCGCUCUGUUUUUGUUUGUUAAAAACCUCCACAGACACGCGCUGGCGGGUUCCAAGAUGCCGGAGUAUUUUCUGCUUCGGCGCCUUUUAAUGAGAAUCUGCCGACUAAACGUAAACAAGGAGCUGCGGUUCGGUGCUUCCACAUCUUCAGAUUUCUGUUCGUUUAAAGACGAGCCGUCUUUAAGAAGCCCGUUGGACCUGAGAGCAGAAUAUUUCAGUCCGACGUGUUCGGCUGCAGUUUUUUAUCCACAUCAUGUAAAGUUCUGUUUUUGUAAAUGUCUGUUUAGGUUUAGUUGGCAGGGGUAAAAUAAAUCAGACCUUCGUACCGGACGUACGGAUAAACUAACACAAUCUCCUCUUUUUAAAACCAUUUUUUAGUUUUCAGCUGCUGUAACAGCAGUGUGUUUGGAUGCGGCGUGUCGCGUCCUGAUGAAUGUAUUUCUCUUGUUUAACACAGACACCUGUAAAUACGCUACACUAUCACAUGCCUUUGAAGUAUUUGGGUUUUCUGAAUGUCUAAUGUAAUCUAUGCUGACCUCAGAGCCUUCAUUACGAACAAAAUACUGUUAAUUUGUUUUUUUUUUAUGAUGCCAAAAACAAAUAAAUCAGUGUCUUAGUGCUG